This is a messenger RNA of Talaromyces proteolyticus, 2781 nucleotides long. RefSeq names its product putative 3-methylcrotonyl-CoA carboxylase subunit alpha. The coding region runs from base 214 to 2406 and encodes 730 amino acids. Gene Ontology annotation, molecular function: metal ion binding; methylcrotonoyl-CoA carboxylase activity; ATP binding. Lineage: Eukaryota; Fungi; Ascomycota; Eurotiomycetes; Eurotiales; Trichocomaceae. The transcript is spliced from 4 exons. Gene Ontology annotation, cellular component: mitochondrion. The record is from RefSeq and is a predicted model, not a curated record.
GUGCAACCCCAGCCGCCCGCUUAUACUCGGCAAUCGUCGGUCAGCGUCGCUGUCAAUUGGCACGCAGCUCGCUCUCUGUUUGUGCUUCUCUUCAUUCUUUUCCCAAAUAACUAGCCACGACUCUCCAACUCUUCUCUUCAAAAAUUGUAUAUUCUCAUGACAUAACGACGCCAGCCCGCAGUCUCUCCGCAGCAACGCCUACGACGAGACACCAUGAUGCUACGCACGUCCCGCACGCUGGGGCCCAUUGCGCUACUACGGGGGAAGCCAUGCAUGAGAUCAGCAUCGACGGCCGCCGCGUCUUCGAAGCAGUCUACAAUUCUUGAUUCUAUCCUGAUCGCCAAUCGCGGCGAGAUUGCUCUUCGAGUCGGCCGCACAGCUGCACAGCACGGUAUCAAGGUUACGACGCUCUACACAAAUCCCGACAGCAAAGCGCAGCACGCGCUAAGUAGCCCAUACGCCUUUAAUUUGGGCGAUACAUCGGCAUAUCUAGAUGGAGACAAAAUCAUAGAAAUCGCCAAGCGCGAAGGCUGCCAAGGGGUUCACCCUGGAUACGGUUUUUUGAGCGAGAACUCAGAAUUCGCACAGAAAUGUACCAACGCAGGACUUGUUUUUAUUGGCCCGCCAUGGAAGGCGAUCGAGGAUAUGGGUGAUAAAAGCCGAUCCAAAGAAAUUAUGACCGCAGCUGGUGUCCCCUGUGUCCCCGGAUACCAUGGCACGAAUCAGGACCCGCAAUUUCUCGAAGCCGAAGCGGACAAGAUGGAAUACCCCGUCCUGAUCAAGGCGGUUAAGGGUGGCGGUGGAAAGGGCAUGCGAAUUGUCCGAUCUAAGGCAGAGUUCCAGGAUCAAUUGCGUUCGGCGAAGUUCGAGGCACAAAAUUCGUUUGGCAACGAUCACAUGUUGGUGGAGAAAUAUAUCACCACUCCCCGGCAUAUCGAAGUACAGGUUUUCGCAGAUAAGCACGGCAACUGUGUUGCGCUAGGAGAGCGAGAUUGCAGUAUCCAGAGACGACACCAGAAGAUCCUAGAGGAAUCACCCGCACCGCAUCUUCAGGAUGAGAUCCGGAAAGAUAUCUGGGAGAAAGCCAGGUCUGCAGCACUUGCGGUCGGCUACGAAGGAGCUGGAACGGUUGAGUUCAUUUUCGACAACGAUACUGACGAGUUCUACUUUAUGGAAAUGAACACGCGACUACAAGUCGAACACCCUGUGACGGAAAUGGUCACUGGGCAAGACUUGGUUCAUUGGCAGAUUCUCGUCGCCGAGGGCGCGCCGCUUCCACUGACCCAAGAAGAGAUUGAGGCUAAAAUCGCAGUAAGCGGGCAUGCGAUUGAGGCCAGAAUAUAUGCAGAGAACCCGGAUCAGGGAUUCAUCCCUGACUCUGGGCGACUACUCCACGUGCGCACCCCAAGAGAGACGGACGACGUUCGUAUCGACGCUGGGUUUGUGGCCGGGGACGAAGUAUCUGCGCAUUACGACCCAAUGAUUUCCAAAUUGAUUGUCCGAGGUGCCAAUCGGGAGGAAGCACUGCGCAACCUCUCAAUGGCAUUGGCAGAGUAUGAAGUUGCCGGGCCGAUCACCAAUAUUGAAUUUCUCAAAACGAUAUGCAAGAGCCCGGAUUUCGUAUCGGGGGCGGUCGAAACGGGAUACAUCGAAAAACAUCGCGAGGAACUAUUCGUCAGGGAGCCUGCUGGAGACGAAGUAUUAGCACAGAUUGGAUUGGCGAGUCUGAUAAACAGCUCAGACCCGAAGGUCUCUGGCUCAUCACUCGGAUUCAGCCCUAGUUACCAGCAGCGACAGUUCGUGUUCACCGAGCUGGUUUCGUCCGCUCCUGGAGCCACCAAUCCCACUCACGAGGUGCAAGUUUUGCAGCUCGGCAAUGGUAAGUUCGACGUGACGGUCAACGGGCGCACAUUCGAGCAGGUGAGCAGCCAAAACGACAGGGCGUCGCGACGCAUCACGUCUUUCUUCCCCCAGACGCGACUCGACACGACGGUGGUGCAAGACGAAGAGCUCAUCGUGGCCUUCCAGCGUGGACAACAGUACCGAUUCUCAGUGCCACGCAGCAAAUGGAUGGAAAAGGCGCUGGGAAUCCAGGACGCCGCUAACAGCGUGCUGGCGCCGAUGCCAUGUAAAAUCCUGAGCGUGGAGGUGCAGGAGGGGCAGGUGGUGGAGAAGGAUCAACCGCUGGUGGUAAUCGAAAGCAUGAAGAUGGAGACGGUGAUCCGCAGCCCGCAGGAUGGGACGAUUUCGCGAGUCGUGCACCGAAAGGGAGUAAGUUCUUUCUUAUCUUUUCUUAUUUGUUAUGUUCGAUGCCACUGCAUCAUUACCCCAUCCGUCCCCAGUAUAACUGGAGAGAGUAACGUCAUGACGCCAUUCUUUGACUAUUUUGACUUUGUAAAAAUUUAAUUGAUGAGGCCCCGCAAAUUAUGCUUUGGGCGGGUUUCUAGGUGGCUUCUAGGCGGCUUCUUAGCGCGUUCGAUGGAAGCUUGAUGGGCCUGGCUAACAAAGCGUGCAGGACCAAUGCAAGAGUGGUACGCCCCUAGUCGAAUUUGCCGAGACAUAAUAUUUAUUUGUUUGUUUAUUUAUUCAUUUAUUACUAUACCUAUUCGCUAUCUAUGGGCUGGACGAGGCGUGGGUAAUGUGCAUUGUUGGGGGAUUCUUUCUUUAUUGUUCUAGCUGGUCAGCUGACUGCCGACUGCGCUUACCAAUAGUUCAAAACUCGAAUGUUAGCUACCCGUAGAGCUUGCUGCCAGAGGAAAAUGAUAAAUAAUAAAAAUUGAU